Daktulosphaira vitifoliae (grape phylloxera) is the source of this 1446-nucleotide messenger RNA. RefSeq names its product 39S ribosomal protein L37, mitochondrial (gene mRpL37). The transcript has a single exon. Gene Ontology annotation, biological process: translation. Gene Ontology annotation, cellular component: ribosome; mitochondrion. NCBI's taxonomy places the organism in Eukaryota, Metazoa, Arthropoda, Insecta, Hemiptera, Phylloxeridae. Gene Ontology annotation, molecular function: structural constituent of ribosome. The coding region runs from base 133 to 1392 and encodes 419 amino acids. The record is from RefSeq and is a predicted model, not a curated record.
GUGAUAACCUUCUCAAUUAAAUUUGCAGUAUUUGUAAUCUACUUAUUAUUAUUUAUUUUUUUAACUUAGUAUUUAAUAAUAAAAUCAAAUUUGAAAAGUGCAAAACAGUAAUUACUUUUUUUAGUGCUUGUAAUGAGAUUCACUCAGGUAUUGUAUAAACAGGAUAUUGGUCGUCUUAUUAAGUGGCAAUGGCGUGCACAACGAAAAAAGUCCUUAAUUGAAACAAACGCAUAUAAAAUACUUGCUUCUAAAAAUAUACCCGUUAUUGAUGCUACUACUAUUUUACGAGAACCAAUUCUAGAGGCUCAAAAACAGGAUGUACAACAAAUUUUAAAUAAUAUUGUGGGGCCAUGUAAAUUGCCUCAAAAGAAUGAUGAUACCCACCCCUUGUGGAAUGAUGAACCAUGUCUUGUUUUUAGUGAUCACAAUGUACUAGUUCAAGGUCUCGAUCAAGCUAAAGUAUUCACAAAUUCAGUAGAACCAUCAAGUGGACUUCCACAACACUUGCAAGAUUUAUUUGAAGCAUACAAAAUUCCUAACCAAGAUGAUCAUGUAAAGAGAAUUAUUAAUGCCUCUGUUAUGUAUGAUAGUAUUCAAGAAAAACUUCCCAUAAAAAAAGACAAGGAAAGACCAGCAUGGAAUUUUCCUAGAGAUUAUGGUAUUCCAACAAAGCGAAGAGUUCAUUUACUAGCUAGCAGAUUAGUACAACUCUGUGACUCAAGUGUUGGAAGUAUGUGUUCAAAAAAAUUAUUGACUAAAGAUGUUUUUUUUAAGGUACCGUUACAAAGAAAUUCAAAUGUUAGUCUUGAUAUAAGAGCAGAUUUAUUAUUAUUGUCUGAUAAUCCUUUAUCACCUUUUAUUGAAAAUGUACUUGGGAAAUUACCAGAUAUUUAUCCUUUAGAUUAUAAAGUAUCAUUAGAUGAAAAAAAUAUUUAUAAAAAAGAUGAAUUUGUUUCACCUAUAAGUGGAAAAUAUAAUAAUGUCCAUACUGUUAUUAUAAAUUAUGAUGAAACUGAAGUAAAAAACUUAUAUGAAACUCCUGUGAAAGAAUCACAAAUAUUUGGACGUUCACUCAUGAAAUGUUAUGCAAUUGCAGUUGCAAAUGCAAAAUCAAAAUUUGGUGAUACUAUUGAAAAUUUAUCAGAACCUAUAUCUCUCCAAUGUAUACAAACCAAUGCUCAUUGGUUUCAUUUUUCUACUUUCCAAUUGAAUACAUUAUGUGGACCUGAAGAAAAUGGUAAGAGAAAUGCUUUUUGGCAAACACCAUUAAUAAAUCUAUACAGCAAAUGUUGUUAUGAAGAAGGUAUACCAGUUUUAAAAGAUUAUAAUCCAGAUGUAUUUAAACACUUCUUAACAUUUUAUAUGAAUGGUACUGAAUAUGGUGCUAAUUAAAAUUGUUUUUCCUGAAUACUUUAUUCAUAUAAUAAAUAUAAUAUUUAUGUUAAA